AUGGAGGUCUUCUACUUCAACUCCUCCAUCCUCUACAUCCAUAGGCCACCGUUAAACAUCAGCGUUGAGGGCGGUGACAUUACCGUGUACGAAGAGUGUAAGGACAUGCCCGCCGCCCUGAUAUUUUAUCUGGUCCUGCAGUUCAUCAACAUGUUCCUGGGGAUCCCUGCUAACGUCAUGGUGCUGUGGCUCCUGCACAAGAACAAGGGGGACUCCUCCACCUCCGACAUCUUUAUCCUCCACCUGGCUAUCCUGGAUAUCUUCUUCUGCCUUCUCCCACCCCUGGAGCUGGCCAACAAAGUCUUCCUCACCAUCAGCAGUAUGUGGUAUGCACUGCGCUUCUUCUACGGGGUGAAAGACUCUUCGCUUCUCUUCCUCUCCUGCAUCUGUCUGGACCGCUACAUGGCCGUCUUGCACCCCAUCACCUUCACCGAGCUGAAGGACCGAAGCCACCGCACGGUGUGUGUUGCUGUGGUGUGGCUGGUCACCCUGGCCUAUGCUGCAGCCAAGUGUGUGGGGAGCAUCCCAAACUUUGAGAAGGCCUUCGUCAUCAUGAUCCUGGCAGCGUUUGCCUUCAUGCUCUUCUGCAAUGGGGCCAUCCUGCAUGCGCUACGCAAGUCGGGCCCUGGCCGCGAUGAGAUGCACCCAGUCAAGAAGAGGGCCUUCAAGAUGGUGCUCAUCAUACUAGGCAUCAUCGUCUUUAACUAUUUCCCACCUGUGGCACUCUUCCCCUUUCAGGAGCGUUUCUCCCAAGAUGUGUUCAACUGCUACAUCAACUACGUAUCAUUUGGCUUCAUGGACAUCAGCAGCAGCAUUCAGCCUGUUCUCUACCUCUCCCGGGAGAAGCUUCCCAGGGUCUUUUGUUGCUGCCGUAAGGAUGGAGACUCAGGAAACUCCACGGAUCCAAGCUGA
Messenger RNA from Conger conger (European conger), 912 nucleotides. RefSeq names its product G-protein coupled receptor 4-like. The record is from RefSeq and is a predicted model, not a curated record. Gene Ontology annotation, molecular function: G protein-coupled receptor activity. Lineage: Eukaryota; Metazoa; Chordata; Actinopteri; Anguilliformes; Congridae. Bases 1 to 912 code for a protein of 303 amino acids. Gene Ontology annotation, biological process: positive regulation of Rho protein signal transduction; phospholipase C-activating G protein-coupled receptor signaling pathway. The transcript has a single exon. Gene Ontology annotation, cellular component: membrane.